AGAAAAAAAAAAAGGAAAGAUAUUUGUUGUGAUUUUCGCGGUGCUAAACCAACGCUGUGGUGUCUCGUCCACUCUAACUGUGUUGUGUUGAACUCUCUCUCUCUCUCUCUCUCUCUCGUUUUGCCUCCACUCGAUUUGGCGGACUUUUCAGAUAUUUUCACGUCUCUUGCUCUACAGCUACACAAACUCCUCAACACUUGAGAAAAUUAAAGCCUCUAAAUUAAUUUAAGGAUGAGCACGCUGUUUGAGAAUGGAUGAAUGACGUGUCACUGGCGUUGAGUGCUGACAAGGGAAGUUGAAUUUGAAGCUUAUUCAGAUGCAAAUGCAGGAGGAGCAGAUCAUGAAGCUGAAGGACGAGAAUGCGCCACCGGGGGACGUGGUGGUUAGGUGGGAGAAGUUUCUCCCUCGGAUGGCGCUCAGAGUGUUGCUUGUUGAAGCCGAUGAUUCUACACGCCAGAUCAUAUCCGCCCUUCUCCGAAAAUGCAGUUACAAAGUUGCUGCAGUUCCUGAUGGCCUAAAGGCAUGGGAGACAUUGAAGAGCAAAGCACCUGAGAUUGAUCUUAUAUUAACAGAAGUGGAGUUGCCGUCAAUAUCUGGAUUUUCACUUCUCACGUUGAUAAUGGAGCAUGACAUUUGCAAAACCAUUCCCGUCAUAAUGAUGUCUACUAAUGAUUCAAUUAGCAUGGUAUUCAAAUGCAUGCUGAAAGGUGCGGCUGAUUUUCUUAUAAAACCCAUUCGAAGGAAUGAGCUACGGAACUUAUGGCAGCACGUAUGGAGAAGGCAUGCUAUUAGCGGGUCCCAUCAGAGUUUAACACUGCCGCAGAAUAAAUUUGAAGUUGCUGCAGAAAACAAUGCUACGAGCAAUAAUUCUAGUGGUUCUGUGGCUUCCCCACAGAAAAAUAGAGAGUACAGUGGUGAGAAAGCAAGUGAUGCUCAAGUUACGUCCCCGUUGAAAAGUUUCUCAAAGUUGAUCAAUAUUGACACAGUGAAGCAUGAAGAGGCUACCAAAUUUGAAAGGGAAUCAGCUACGCACUAUAGUGAAUCCGGUGAGAAAUCAAAUAUGUUUGUAUCCGAUGCUACAAGGUGCUACAAAACUCUUAAUGCGACAGGUGUAAGGCUAGAUCAAGGCUUUGAUUGUGAUGAAACAGAAAAUGAAGAUGAAGUUUUAAGAACAGAAUUAAGCAAAGCCCAUUCUCAUAUUAAUACCGAGAUUAACAAAUGCAAUGAUACACUGGUAGAACCUUCUACAGGGGCAAUUGACUUGAUUGCUACAUUUGAGAAUUCUCCAAAGAGCACGGGUGAAAAUUGUAGUUUCAAUGCUGACAACACAUUCAAGUCAGUUUUUGAUACACAAUUGGGACUUUCUUUAAGAAGAGAUUCUCCUAGUAGCUCAUGUAAGCUUGCACCGGAAGAAAGGAAAAUAUUGAACCAUUCAACUGCAUCGGCCUUUUCUUGGUAUAGCAGCAGUAAGUUGUUGCAGCCCCUUUUCCCAUCUCAAUCAAUUACUUCUGCUAAACUAUCAAGUGUCAGUUGUAAUUCUCAUGAAUCCCAUAAGUCAUCUGAAAAUACACAUACUCAUCAUCAGCAUGGUGAUAAAAUUCAAGAUAAACAGAACAUGACCACUUUGGUCACUCAGACUGGCCAAAUUGAACCAAAAUCACCAAACGAUGAACUUGGAUUCUCUUGUGCUACUGGUGUUUCUUCUGAUCAUAACUCUAUGGGGAAUGCCAAUGCUUUCCCUCGUAUGCCCUGUGCACAAUCAGCUGUGCAUCCCAUAUGGACUCCGAAACCAGUGUCCAAGAAAGAAAAUUCUUCAUUUCCCACUAGUGCUUCUUCUCAUUCCAACCCUGAAACUGACAAUUCAGAAUGUCAUCGAUGCUCGGAUGAUGCCACCUACACUUCUGAUCAAAAUGGAAAUGAUCAAAGCAAGAUGGAUUGUGUUAGGCAUGACUCUGCUGCUGCUGCUGGUCAGAGUGCAAGUACUAGUUUUUACCUUGAAAAUCAUAAUAGCAGCGGUGCAUAUGGAAGCAUAGGCAGCGGAAGUGAUGCAAAUGCUACUUCAGCUGUGGUAACUAAGAACAACCCCUUUGCUGAUAGUAGUCAACAUAGUCAUGAUGGAUUCAGAGGGACAGAUUCUCAUCGGAGCAGCCAAAGAGAAGCAGCUCUAACAAAGUUUCGGCUGAAGAGGAAGGAGAGAUGCUACGAGAAGAAGGUACUGCAACCAUGCUGUGAGUGCAGUUGUAGCCGUUCGAUAUCAGAGCCGGAAAAGACUGGCAGAGCAGCGCCCUAGGGUGAAAGGGCAGUUCGUUCGCCAGGUGCAAAAUGAUCAUCCAGUAGCAGGUGUAGGUGGCUCCUGAAAUUUGUUCGUUUUAAAGUUACCUUCAUUAUUGACUUCAAAUACUGAUUUGCCUCAAGAAGGGUUAACUGUAGGUUGAUAAAGUUCGUGUCUUGUGUAUCCUGUUUGAUAUUAGCAUUCUUAGUGGUUUCUUCUUGCUUGUUACAUUGACUUCCUAUUAGAUAUUUAGGAUUGUAAUUAUUUAGUGGUAUUGAUCUAAAGUUUUGGUUUGGUUAUUGUUGGAUGAAGAAUUAGGCUGUAGUUGUAUAGGUAGUAUGCUUCUGUAUGAAUAGGUUGAAACCUUAUGCCUCGGCAAGCGUUCAGUCGUAUAAUGGUAUAAUCAUAUCUUUUCAAACUCA
Molecule: messenger RNA, 2694 nt
Organism: Arachis duranensis
Lineage: Eukaryota; Viridiplantae; Streptophyta; Magnoliopsida; Fabales; Fabaceae
Product: two-component response regulator-like APRR9
Exons: 9
Coding region: 317-2290 (657 amino acids)
Biological process (GO): cytokinin-activated signaling pathway; phosphorelay signal transduction system
Molecular function (GO): protein binding
Source: RefSeq, a predicted model, not a curated record